AUGGACUUGCUACCAGUACCAAAGCUUUUCUUCUUUAAUUCUUCAGUCACGUUUGUGACUUCAUACACAAAUCUUCCUUCGCAACUAAAUUGUAAGUUACAAAUAAUGUGGCCUGCGAAUACUAGUCUUGUAUAUCUUCUUAACAAUUAUGGAGUAUCACAGCCAGUUCAGCCUAUUGAUUUUGUCACCAACCCCUCCGAGACCGACAUCAAGGAAUAA
Molecule: messenger RNA, 219 nt
Organism: Lactuca virosa
Lineage: Eukaryota; Viridiplantae; Streptophyta; Magnoliopsida; Asterales; Asteraceae
Source: the annotation of a GenBank genome assembly